Plenodomus lingam JN3 is the source of this 231-nucleotide messenger RNA. Lineage: Eukaryota; Fungi; Ascomycota; Dothideomycetes; Pleosporales; Leptosphaeriaceae. The record is from RefSeq and is a predicted model, not a curated record.
AUGAAGCCCGUUCUUUUUGUCUCUGUCUUAGCUCCAGCUCUAACGGUAGCACAAACAUACUGCGACAAAGGAGCGCAAUUGCCCGUCGGAAUACUAAGAUGUCUGUGUGUUUCUACGCCAGAUAAGACACUGCGCCUCCGAAAAAAUUGUGAAUUGCCAGUUGAAGUAUAUGGUCUCAAGCACACUAAAGCUUACUGUAUUGGUGGUGGAUUGUUCCAAUGCUGUGACUGA